GGUUUGGGCCGUCGGCUCUUUGUACUUGUGCCACUGGUGAAGACAGGGAUUGCUUCCUCCAUAAGGCCUGUUGCGGUUGCUAAUGCUUCUGCUCUCCCGCCCACACGCUUUUGGAAGUGGAACCGUGUUCUGCAAUGGCCAAAAUUAAAGUGCAUGAGCUCCGCACUAAGAGCAAGAAUGAACUACUUAAUCAGCUCAAGGAGCUAAAAGCUGAGCUUGCUGCUCUGAGAGUCGCAAAGGUCACUGGAGGCGCUCCUAACAAGCUGUCUAAGAUCAAGGUGGUUAGGCUGUCGAUCGCACAGGUUUUAACUGUCAUUUCUCAGACACAGAAAGCUAGCCUUCGCGAAGCAUACAGCAAGAAGAAAUUUAUUCCUAUUGAUUUGCGCCCAAAGAAAACUCGCGCUAUUCGCAGAAGGUUGACCAAGCACCAGGCGUCAAUGAAGACUGAGAAGCAGGAGAAGAAAGAGGCAUACUUCCCCAUGAGGAAGUUCGCAGUUAAGGCUUAGAAGUUUCUGUCUAGAAUGUUAUUGGCCUGUCAGGGCUCCUUAAUUCAAAUUUGCGAAAUUCCUUGGUUUUUGUGAGGCCGAAAAUGUCUCAGAGCGUUCCUUAGACUAAAGUAUUUCCAUACCAUAAGUGUUAUUUACUUAUACCUCUAGAUCUGUUGUUCCUUUAAAGCGUUGUCUGGGAUCAGGGUUGGCUUGCGGCGCAAGUCGUUUCUACAAUGAUUUUAAGUACUGAAUAAUGCCUUUCAAUCUAUGGUGGUCAUCUAACUAA
Physcomitrium patens is the source of this 774-nucleotide messenger RNA. RefSeq names its product large ribosomal subunit protein uL29. Lineage: Eukaryota; Viridiplantae; Streptophyta; Bryopsida; Funariales; Funariaceae. Gene Ontology annotation, biological process: maturation of LSU-rRNA from tricistronic rRNA transcript (SSU-rRNA, 5.8S rRNA, LSU-rRNA); translation. Gene Ontology annotation, molecular function: mRNA binding; structural constituent of ribosome. The record is from RefSeq and is a predicted model, not a curated record. Gene Ontology annotation, cellular component: ribosome; cytosolic large ribosomal subunit.